UAGGUGGCAGAUCUGAGCAUGGUGUAGCCUCGAAACCGUUGUAGUUAAGAUAUAGUGCACUACGUAUAGUGUAAAAGCUCUUAUUUUACGCCCUACUUAAUACACCUAUGUAGGGACAUGUGGGCUAUUAGGGAUUCAGCCGAAGAAUAGCAGCUGCGUUAGCAGAAUAGCGUUUUUUUCCUUACGGUUCGGAUCUUAAUAGAAAAUCUCGGUCUGUUCUCGCAUUUGUUUUUAUUUAAUUCUAUUGACAAAAAUGUUGUAUUUAUGCUGUUAAAAGUAUCAAAUUAUGUUGGCAAUAUUCUCUUAUUGUAUACGAGUAAUGGGGGAUAUACCAUUGUUUUAGCUACUAGCUAAAAUGAGGUUAGCUAGCUAGCAUCCAAAUUUUGUUUUCACACCAUAACUAGCGAAGCUUUAGCAAGUUCCCUUUACAUUUUGGCAACCUAUGAAGUUUUAACAGAUCUGUCCUGUUAGGUUCAGAUCAUACAGUCUGAGGGUCUGUAUACACCAGAAAAAUUGCUGUAACUUUUAUUUGCACCUAUUUAUUGAUGAGCUUGCCAUGGAGUUUCCAGGUCACAGUCAGCAGCUCUUGGCCAGUCUGCGUUCUCAGCGUCUACAGGGGUUCCUGUGUGACUGCACGGUCAGAGUCGGUCCCACUCGUUUUCUGGCUCACCGUGCUGUGCUAGCCUCCUGCUCACCGUUCUUCCACAUGUUCUACUCUGAACACCCCCUAGGCAGCACAUCUACAGUAAACGGAGGACCAGAGACAGACACCGUCACCAUUAAUGGAGAUAUAGUGACCCCUCCAGCAUUUGGGUUGCUCCUCGAUUUCAUGUAUGAGGGAGUACUACAGUUGGCAGCACAUCCACCUCCGGAGGACGUUCUCGCUGCGGCCAGUUUUUUGCACAUGAACGACGUGGUCCGAGUCUGUAAGAAAAGACUACAGGGUCGUGGACUGGCUGAGGCUGAUAGCACCAGGGCAGAAGAGGGAGGAAGUGAAACCGGGGGAGAUGGAACAGUGUUUAGUGGGUCAUCUAAAGAAGGAAAUUCAGAUGGCCAAAUGGAAAUGGUGGAAGGUGGACAAGGAGCUGUCAUGGUUUCUGCAUCAAAUCCAGCCUCGUCUCCCUCAAUAACACAAUGUCCUCAGCCAAGCCAGCAGUCAACGUUUCAUAUUGACACUAAAGCAGAGACAAAUGUGGGAGUACCUAAUUGUAUCUCACAUAGCAUUAAUCUGGGAAGUCCAGACAUGGCAGACACUACUCAACCAGGCAUGGACCCUCUUCCAGCAAUAAAUGAUUCUGGACCAGACUUGUACAGUUCCUCUCCUGGACCUGCUAAAGCUGGGAUGUCAGCAGCUAUGAAUAUGGAGUCUACACUUUCAAGUCCUUGCAGCACCACAGAACCAGCUCAGACAGGAACAGAAACUCUGCCCAGUGCAUCCACUGUUAUGGUUCUGGUUCCUGCGGAACGCAACCGAAAUAGAGACUCCAGCCAAGAAAUAUCCAUGUCAAAAGAAAUAAGCAGCGUGUUCACGGUUGCCACUAGUCAUCCUGGUCAAACUAAAAAACCCAUGUUGAUUCAAUGCAAUGGACAGAGUUUAACUGAUUACAUGAGACCUACGGCCAGAGGUUUAAAUGAACAGUCAUGUUCUCCCCAGCUAUUGUCUUCAGCAGGUGGAGAUGAUGGUAGUGAAGAGACAGCAAAAGUGAAGGUGGAGGCCAUUGUAAUCUCAGAUGAAGAACCAGAAGACAUAGAAGAGACACCUAUUAGGGUCAGAGAGCGAAGGAGAGAUGCUGAUUUGGAAGAAGGGGAGAAUUAUGAGGGCCCUAAUGAUGUCGAGAUCACCAAUGCUCACUUCAUACCUCCCCAUUCAUUAAUGCAAGUCUCACAUAAUCACCAAGAGUCUCUCGCUUUCUCUUUUUCACCACAGGGUCCUAGUGCUUCCUCUUCCGACACGCCUAGCUUCCCAUCUACCCUCUUUACCACAGCUUCCCAGCAACCAGAGCAGCAGACUAUCUACUUUGAGGAAUAUCACGAUUCUCUUGGAAAUUACAUAGAGGAUGUGCCUACAUGUACCACUUGUGGAAAGACGUUUUCUUGUGCUUAUACACUGAGGAGGCAUGCCAUAGUGCACACACGGGAGCGUCCUUAUGAAUGCCGUUAUUGUUACAGGAGUUACACACAGUCUGGGGACUUGUACAGGCAUAUAAGGAAGGCACAUGAUCAGGAUUUGCCAAUGAAGCGCAGCAGAACAGAAUCAGACCCUCCCCCUUCCCCACCUCUUCCCCAACCACCUCCCCAACCACCUCAGACAUAGCAAGAUACAUGUUCAGUCAUACUGGACAGAGUAUCAAAGUUGUUGCAAAGGCUAAAAUCAAUCACCUGUUUUUGUUACAGAUUAUGUAGACAAACUUUGUAAAAGACUGUUGUUAACAUUUUGUGUCAAAUUGAGCAUUGAACUUAGUCUGUGACUAGACAACAUUGUGACCAAAAACAGAA
Messenger RNA from Neoarius graeffei (lesser salmon catfish), 2496 nucleotides. RefSeq names its product zinc finger and BTB domain containing 3 (gene zbtb3). Lineage: Eukaryota; Metazoa; Chordata; Actinopteri; Siluriformes; Ariidae. The transcript has 3 exons. Gene Ontology annotation, biological process: regulation of transcription by RNA polymerase II. Gene Ontology annotation, molecular function: RNA polymerase II cis-regulatory region sequence-specific DNA binding; DNA-binding transcription factor activity, RNA polymerase II-specific; protein binding. Bases 557 to 2314 code for a protein of 585 amino acids. The record is from RefSeq and is a predicted model, not a curated record. Gene Ontology annotation, cellular component: nucleus.